Molecule: messenger RNA, 1235 nt
Organism: Tachyglossus aculeatus (Australian echidna)
Lineage: Eukaryota; Metazoa; Chordata; Mammalia; Monotremata; Tachyglossidae
Product: serpin B6-like
Exons: 7
Coding region: 108-1235 (375 amino acids)
Biological process (GO): negative regulation of endopeptidase activity
Cellular component (GO): cytoplasm
Molecular function (GO): serine-type endopeptidase inhibitor activity
Source: RefSeq, a predicted model, not a curated record
GGCCUAUCCCUCUUCCAGCCGCUCCCCUAUCCCGGGAUAACACCACCAGUCCCGAUCCUGGCACCGACACCUUCACCAGCGACCGCACAACCCGCAGACUUCAAACCAUGGAUGCUCUCAGUGCAGCCAGCAGUACCUUUGCCUUAAACCUUUUGAAAACUCUAGGGGAGAAAGACCCCCUGCAAAAUGUGAUUUAUUCUCCCAUGAGUAUCACUUCUGCCCUGGCCAUGCUCCUCAUGGGAGCAAAAGGAGAUACCGCAGCUCAGCUGGCACAGGUGCUUGCAUUAAACCAAGAUGGAGAGUUUCACCGGGAUUUUCAGUCUCUUCUCACUGAAAUUAACAAAUCGGGCACGCAGUACGUGCUUAAAACUGCCAACAGACUCUUUGGAGAAAAGAACUAUGAUUUCCUUUCUUCUUUCAAAGAAGACUGUCUCAAGUUUUAUAAUGCAGAACUUGAACAGGUUAACUUUGCUCAAGCAUCUGAGGAAUCCAGAGAACACAUAAAUGCCUGGGUAGAAGGCAAGACUGAAGGAAAAAUUUCAGAGCUGUUAUCUGCAGGAUCCAUUGACCCACUGACCAGACUGGUUCUUGUGAAUGCCCUCUACUUCAAAGGAAAGUGGGACAAAGAGUUUAAUAAAGAGCACACCCAUGAGAGGUCCUUUAAAAUCAGUAAGACUAAGGAAAAACCAGUUCAAAUGAUGUACAAGAAAGCUACCUUUAAAAUUACCUUCAUUGGAAAUUUGUCCACCCAAAUCCUGGAACUCCCUUAUGUUGCCGAGGAGCUCAGUAUGCUUAUUAUGCUUCCAAACGAGGACACAGACCUCAGCACGGUGGAGAAGGAACUUUCCUAUGAGAAGUUUGUGGAUUGGACCAACCCGGACAUGAUGGACAGUACCGAGGUGGAGGUUUCCCUUCCCAGGUUCAAACUGCAAGAGAACUACGACUUGAAGUCCGUCCUUAGCCGUUUGGGCAUGAGCGAUGCCUUUGAAGAAGGCAGGGCCAACUUCACCGGCAUGUCCAGCAGAGGAGAUCUGGCCCUGUCCACAGUCGUGCACCAGUCCUUUGUGGAGGUCAAUGAGGAAGGCACCGAGGCAGCAGCUGCCACUGGAGCCGUCAUGAUGAUGCGAUGUGCAAGGAGGUCACCCAGAUUCAUCGCUGACCAUCCUUUCCUUUUCUUCAUCAGGCACAAUGAAACAAACAGCAUCCUAUUCUGCGGCAGGGUCUGUUCCCCAUAA